CAGCCUCCUCCCUUGCCUGGGACUCUGGAACCAUCUCAUUCCGGUAAAAGUAAGAGGCAGCUUGGGACCAGCAGCCUUUCGCGAAGAAAAGUCUGACAUGCCCGUCCUAUAUGACAGGGCGCAGAAAGAAAACGUCCUUACUGAGCUUUGCUGGGCGCGGGGACUGCAGCGCGCCCCGGUCCCCGGAAGCUCAGCGCAGCGCGGUGGCUAUACCUGACAGCUGCCGGGACCGCUCGGAGUCCCGGAGCCCCGGAGGAGGAGCCACAGGCGGGGCCACUGGAAGCGGCCACCUCAGCGAAGAGGCAGGAUUUCCGCGGGAUUGCUGAAGCUAAAGGAGAUGUUUAAUUCUAAGUUUGGAUCCAUUCCCAAGUUUUAUGUUCGAGCACCAGGAAGAGUCAAUAUAAUAGGAGAGCACAUAGAUUACUGUGGCUAUUCUGUUCUUCCUAUGGCUGUGGAACAAGAUAUGUUAAUAGCUGUGGAACCUGUGAAAACACACACUCUCCAGCUGGCCAAUACCAACCCCCUGUACCCGGACUUCAGUACCAGUGCUGAUAACAUUCAAAUUGACAAAACCAAGCCUCUGUGGCACAACUAUUUCCUAUGUGGAUUUAAAGGAAUUCAGGAACACUUUGGUCUUAGUAACCUGACUGGGAUGAAUUGCUUGGUAGAUGGAAACAUCCCACCAAGUUCUGGCCUCUCCAGCUCCAGUGCCUUGGUGUGUUGUGCUGGCUUGGUGACACUCACGGUGCUGGGACUGAAGCUAUCCAAGGUGGAACUUGCAGAAAUCUGCGCCAAGAGCGAGCGUUACAUUGGCACAGAAGGAGGCGGGAUGGACCAGUCCAUAUCGUUUCUUGCAGAAGAAGGAACUGCCAAGUUGAUAGAAUUUAGUCCUUUGAGGGCAACUGAUGUGAAACUCCCAAGCGGAGCAGUGUUUGUGAUUGCCAACAGUUGUGUGGAAAUGAAUAAGGCAGCAACUUCGCAUUUCAACAUCAGGGUGAUGGAGUGUCGGCUGGCUGCAAAGCUCCUGGCUAAGCACAAGGGCUUGCCGUGGGAGGCAGCACUGCGGCUGGAGGAGGUGCAGGCCAGACUGGGAGUCAGUCUGGAAGAAAUGCUGCUGAUCACAGAGGAUGCCCUUCACCCAGAGCCCUACAGCCCUGAGGAGGUCUGCAGGUGUCUGGGCAUCAGCCUGUGGGAACUCCGGACCCAGAUCCUCAGUCCAAACACUCAAGAUGUGCUCGUCUUCAAGCUCUACCAGCGGGCCAAGCACGUGUACAGCGAGGCAGCGCGAGUGCUCCAGUUUAAGAAGAUAUGUGAAGAAGCACCUGACAACAUGGUCCAGCUGCUGGGGGAGUUAAUGAACCAGAGCCACGUGAGCUGCCGGGACAUGUAUGAGUGUAGCUGCCCUGAGCUGGACCAGUUGGUGGACAUCUGUCGGAAAUUUGGAGCUCAUGGGUCACGACUUACUGGCGCAGGAUGGGGAGGCUGCACAGUGUCGAUAGUACCUGCGGACAGGCUGCCCAGCUUCCUAGCAAAUGUGCAUGAAGCUUAUUACCAGAGGAGCAAUCGAAGCUUAGCGCCUGAGAAGCAGAGUUUGUUUGCUACCAAGCCUGGAGGCGGAGCUUUGGUUUUCCUUGAGGCCUAAACAGUGUGAAAAACCUCAGAGCAACUAUUUAGAGCAUUUAGGACCUGGCAGGACUUCUAGUGCCACAGUACAUUAAUCCUCUGUUUUGCACUAUGAUGAACGGUCGCUAUUAUCAAGAUGUAUUUCCAGAGAAAAGGCUGAAAGCUUUCUAUGCUUCAUAAUUAUUUUUCCAUCUUAAAAUAUGUUUUCUACCAAUAAGUGUCAAGAUUAUGCUUGGAUGGAUCACUUAAGGAUGAUUUGCUGAGAUUUAUUGAUUUUAAGGUUUUUAGAGACAAACGGUAAAAGACCAUUAAUACUGGCCCUAUGAGCUGUACCUGAAUUAAACAUACUACUACAGUUAAAGCGAUGUGACUCAACUGUACAAACUGUUCCUAAGUCCUGUGUAUUUCUGGCUCCUCUGGGCGUUCUUCUUCCUCAACGUGCAGUCUUCUGUUGUUGUCGAUGACGAUGACAGUGAUGCCAGAAAUUCUCUCUCAGUUCGAGCUUCAGAACGCUAUUAAAAUCACACAUUAUUAAGGAUUCACAGAAUUUCCCGGAUGUGGUAUGCUUGAGUGUGAGAUUCUCCACAAUUGUCAAGAUAAGGAGGAUCACCUAAAAUUUUUUUUUAAAAAUAUACCUAGGAAGAAAAUUCCAGGCUCAGCUCAUUAUUUUUUUAAACCACGUGCUAUCACAUUAAACAGUCAUUUUCAAGUCUUUUGGCCCUGAGCUUUCUCUAUCAUAAUAGAGAAACUUAGAAAAAAGACACUUCAAGUUUAUCUUUCUUCACAUUGAAAUAGAGAAUUAUCUGGGUGAUAAUUCAGAUCAUUCAAUUUGUUCAUGGAAUUUACUUUCUUCCCACACUACCCUAUCUUUUCUCAAAUGCCUCUCUGAUCCAGGAGGCACGUUUACUAUUCUGGGAAGGCCAUCUACGCCUUGCACCCUUUGUUGUGUAUCCAGCAAGGCUUGUUUGUAUCUGUGGACCACUGUAGGGCAGGUGUGCGGGUGCAAGUAGGAAAAGGCUCAGUGUGGGUUCUGGGAUUGGCCUGGGGGUGGGUGGGUGGGUGCCUGUGUAUGUUUCUCAAAAAAGUGGACAUGUGGAGAUGGUAAACGAAUGGCUCGCUCUAUAGGGAGGCCUUCCUGAAUUAGAUGAAGAUUUAGACCAAGAAGCAUUUUGCUGAUAUAAUCAGAUGAGAGCGGCAGCAGUUGUUUUUGGCAUGAAUUAUCCAGGAAAGCAUCACAGUCCCUACUCUUCCAUGAUUGUUUUUGCUCAUUACUGUGCAACUGACUCAAAGAUCUGACAUCAUCGUCUUGACUCUGUUUCAGAGAAGCUGAAACAAAGCUGGUUUUAACAGUGUUUGUAACGUUUCUCCAAGGACAACAGUCACAUAAGGUAGUAGGAAAUCCAUUAUUCUCUUCUAAAAUAAACUUCUCGUGCAUUUUCAUUCUUAGCAGAAAGGUAAACACUUGAGAAAGCUUAAGUCAAAUUUGUUGAAAGAAUUUUGAGUUUUAAAAGUUGGUUUAAAAUUAUAACCCUUUGUUUUUCAAUACCUUUUCACCAUGAGAUACCUUCUUUACAAAACAGGUAAGUAAAAAUGUCUAGUGUGCACUCCUCUUUGGAGGACACAGUUGUUCCAAGCCAGAAUCUACUCCGUGCUUGUCUUGAUGUCUGGCCUGAAGAAAAGAACUACUUUUCAAUGACACCAUCACCAAGUGUUAUUACAGAAAUUAUGAGAGAUAAUUGUACUUGUCUGGAAAGGAGGAGGGUGGGGCCACUGGAGAAAAUCUUUGCGCAGAAGAUGGAAUUUGAGGAGGGUCCUAAAGGAUGUGUAGAAUUUGAAGGCUGGGGAUGAGCAGAGUUUAUGAUUAUGGGUAACCGUGGUAUGUUUGGAAGACUUAGUGGGAGUGAAGGGUUGACCUCAGGAUACAGUGAAGAAUAAAGACUAGCUAUAUUGGCUGGAGCUAGCUUUUGAAGAGCUCCAAGUCCAGCAUUUAGACCAGGGGUUACAAACUGGCAGCCCAUAGGCCCCAUCUGGUCUACAGAUUGAUUUAGUUUGGCCACCAGGGUAUUUAAAAACUUGAGUCCUAAACAGGAAUUUUACAGAAGAAUCUGGACUACUAAUGGUGGAAGAUCUGAUAACACUUUGGCCUCCACUCCUGCAGGGCAUCAAUGAAACAGAGGUGAGGAAGGAGCUGCCUUGUUCAGAUGAGGUACGGACUCUCCCUUGUGCUUUGGUUCCACCUUCUUGUAGUUCCCUUAAUACCCGGCCAUUUACUGUUUACCAGCUCAGAUCACCUGCCCUUUGCCAGCACACUCGCAUAGUUGUUUUCUUUUACUAAAUAAGUAUUUCUCUGUACCCAUGUCUCUAGCAGGAGUAGUUAAGAGAGACCAGGAAAAAACAGGAGAAAGACUUUCUUUUUGGUGGAAGUAAAGAAUAGUCCUUUUGUUUACUAUUAAACACACAGGUUUCCAUUACCUUUCUGGCUCAUCUAGAAAUUUGGGUGGAUUAUUUGACCCCUGUUUUGACAUUACACCAGUAGCCAGAGAGGAGUGCUCUAGAUUUUUGCGUGGAAGCCUGACAUGCUGAAAAUAAAAAAGCUCCUCCUGACCUCAGAUUGUCCAGCCUUCAGAUUUCCUGUACACUAUUCUCUACAUGUUCUUGUUUACUGGAAGGGAAGAAGGCAGUCUGAAUUUAACAGGACUGCUCGUAAGUUAAAGGGGAGAAGAACGGGAGGGGACAAAGAAAACUGGAAAGAUGAGGCAGUCUCCUUCCUUUUCUUUCUUUCUCACACUUGAGUCCCGUUUGGAACCAUUUCUGUCUUAUGUUUCUGUCAACCGAGGGCAAGAAUCCUUCAUCUAACAUCUAAGUAGUUAGAAUCCAAUAUGUUUUUGUUCAAUUAUUAAUGAAAAACUAAAUAUGACUUCAAACACCAGUAAUUUUCUAUUAGUUUGAAAUUCUGACUGCAUUUGGAGGCUUUUCAGUUGCAUAAAACGCUCCUGGUCGAGAGCCAGGGAUGGAAGUCCGUGGGCAUGAGGCUGCCACCAUACGUGAGACAGAGAUUAUCCUAGUGUGCGUGUGGAUGAUCGAAUAACAAGAACAUGUUCUCUCCUGCCACUGGAACUUGGCUGUGAAAUCAUCUACUGCUUAUUAAAUAUUUUCCAGUAUCUAUAAGAGAAGCUAGAGAGAGAAUUCUCAAUUUUCAGAAAAGAAACUUACCAGUUUAAAUAGGAAAUUCUCAAAGUCAUUCUUAACUUCAUUAGGUUUCUUGGUAGCCUUUGCUUGGAGUCUAAUCAUGAAAUAAAGAAAAUUGGUAACCAAACAAUUUGUUUUUGUACUGACACCAGCUGAGAACCAAUACUUACGAAGAGUUUCUUAGGCCGGGCAUUGCCAGCAGUUUAUAUAUAUUUAUUCAGUUUUAGGCAGUAGGUGCUACUAUCACCCUAUAUUACAGAUGAGGAAAGAGGCUCAGAUAUGUUAAGCGACCCAUCCACAGUCAUACAACUAGCAAGUGCUAGAGGACUUGAACCCGAGUGGCGUGACUUGAGCCAUCAGUUGUAGCCACUGUGUGACACCGCCUCCCAGCAGUGAAGCUUCCUCUUCAGUGAGAUGCCUCCCACAGUACUCCCUUACCUAAGUUAACUAAGUCCACCCACCAGGCUCCAGUGCAGACCUUAGGACGGGCCAGCGGGGAGAGGAGAGUCAGUGGGACUGGCAGGGGGAAGAUCUGGGGGAGGAGAGAUGGAAAAGGCUAACGGGUGAGGGCGCGACUAGACUGUAAGCUCAGUGACGGCGGGGAUCUAGGCAUUGGUCGUGAUUUCUGGCGCCAAGUACUCAUUCCAGAAAUACUGGUGAAGGAGUAGAAAGUUGAAUCGAGGAGGCAGCAGGAACCUUUCCAGAGAUUGACGGAUAAAGAGACAAGCAGAGGUAGGCUAGCCAAGGAAGGACAGGACCUUGGGACAAGGGAGAGACAUCAGCAAGAGAGACACAGAUGAGAAAGAAAAGCGAGGAAGGGUAUAAGGCUAUUAAUUUCAUUGGCAAUUUUUAAGUGAAACUUUUAAAAGUUACUCCAUGAAAUUUGUAGGAAGUGAAAUUUUCUGAUAAUUCCAAAUACCCUCGGCUGAAGCACAAAGUUUGGAUUAGCCAAUGCCCUAGAAGGCCCACGCCACGUUUCUUUAGCACUGAGUCCAGAGCACCCUGAGGGCGCAGCCGGGCUGCCUCUGAGGGGUCUCCUGCGUUCGUGUUCUCUGAUGACAAAUGCCCCCUCACUCACUCUGCUUCAUCUCUGCCGAUGUUACCUCCUCCACCUGGGUUUCCUCCUCACUUGGUAAUACCCUCUGGGUCUGUCUGUCCCUGCUUUCCUCAAAUCUGGCUCUUAUAAUCUGGGUCUCUUGCUCAUAGUCCUAUUGAAAUCCACUCCAAAAUAUCCUUGGUGCCCUUUUUCAGUUACAUCCUUUUAGAAUCUUAUUGACUUCAAGUCAUCCUGAGACUGGUUCAUCUCACUUCAUUAAAAUCAACCUACCUUCCAGGUCACUCUUUCAAUUUACAGUUCCCUCUUUCUUUUAAAAAAAAUAACUUUCUUGGUGUUUCACAUACCCCCAAAUCUACCCUUUUAUAGUGCACAAUUCAGUGGUUUUUAGUAUAUUCACAAAGGUUUGCAACCAUCGCCACUAUCUAUUCCCUCAUCUUUCUGACUGUCUUUCCUUUCCACGAGUCUCUCUUUUUCAAAGAUUGUAGAUAGAAACUUAGGACCUGGGCCUAUAAAUUUAACAGGCAGAUGGGAGUCAUAUACCCUAAUGAGCGCCAUUGCAGGAAGCAUAUCUGAACGCUGCUUGUGAGUUGCUCUGAAAACUGGUCUGCAUCCGUUUGCAUAUCCUGAGUGGUGAGGAAUCCUGUCCUCUGCAGAUUUGAUUUUUGGGGAACUUGCAAAGGUCACCUGGAGACAGAUCUUAUAAUUUAGGUGUUGUGAAGGCAAAAGCUGGGUGGUAAGAUUUUUGGUGAAAAGUGAACUAAGAUUCUAAAGGACUGCGUUGAAUCUUCUCAUGUGACUGGGAGACUAGCAGUGAGAAACCUGGCAGCAGGGCUGGCACAGAGCUGGGGUCCCCCACGGGGGCGUAUGUGAAGGGCUGCACUCGUCUGACAUUUACUCUUACCUACGUGGAUGUACUGGAAGAAGUGGGCUGGUCUCAACACUUAAUAGUUUUCUUUUUUAUACUGUAUAAAUUAAAUGCACCCACUUUUCCUUGUUUCGGUGGGGCACAAUGUAUGCAGCAGGGGCAGAAGGGAGACAAAGAACUAGCCCAACAGAGACCAGCCAAAUAGCUUGUUUUUCUAGUUUACACCUUCCCUAUGGCAAGGCAUGGUUAUGGGUCUAUUUUUUUAAAGGUCCUCAGCUUAAGUCCUAUGUCUGGUAGAGUAAAAGGAGAUGAUGGCAAUGUUUAGCAAUUAAUUAAAUUAGUAAGGUAAGCGCUUAUGUGGAUAAAGCAGAAAGUCAGUGUGACUCUAGAGGAACUACCAAGUAG
Vicugna pacos (alpaca) is the source of this 7139-nucleotide messenger RNA. The record is from RefSeq and is a predicted model, not a curated record. Lineage: Eukaryota; Metazoa; Chordata; Mammalia; Artiodactyla; Camelidae.